AUGGGUAGCUAUAUCAUUGCAGCAUAUAAGGGGGCAAAAAACGGACGAACGGCCAUUUUCCGUAACAGGAGAAUCGAACUCGAAGACGGAGACGCGUUCACUCGAUUGCAGGGUCUGCUACGGGAUACUUGCCCUGCAAUGAGUAGCGUAUGGUCAAGGAUAAGAUGGAUUUCGGGCUCCUUCAUUGAAAAUGGCCCGGUCUGCCAUUGUUUGGUGGACAUGCAUGGAAUCUUGAUAUUAGACGCCCUUGAAGGUCCAAGCGAAGAUACCUUGCCCCAUAGUCGGUUGAUGCAUGGGAAAUCUGAGAGGGGCGACUGCCCGAACGCUGUCGAAAAGAGCAUGUCUAGGCAUAAAUUUUAUUCCGCAAUCAAGAUCGAGCAAAGUUGCAAUCGUCCGCCUCUCCCUUUCUUAGAUUCUCCACCGCCGCUGUGCAAAAAGGCAGAGAUGCUUGGUUGUACCACUUCUGGCCUACUCCCACUAACCCACGGCCAAGCUGGGCCUGAAUCGAAGCAGACGGACGGACAGGCAAGAUGCCUAUCUCGCCAGGACGGUGACGAGGGAGACGAGGAAGAAAGGGUAGUUUAUCGAACUGCACCGCCUGUGAUUGAUGGAGUUACUAGUGUUUUUGGAUCCAAGUCCGGCCUUCUUUCAAUCGCCAAUCCUGAAGCGGCGAGGACUGAUGACUCCUCCCCCCUCCCUCAAGGAAUUAGGCCUCCUAUACUCCCACCCCCCACGAGGGAGGCCAACUGGUCAUUGAAGCUUCAGCCGAGGCUGAAAGGCCUUCCGGAUCUCCAACGUAGCUGGCAGCUUGCAAAAGCGACGGGUGAAGCCGCGAACGCGAUUGUAUUGCCGCAAAAUUGA
Molecule: messenger RNA, 861 nt
Organism: Nannizzia gypsea CBS 118893
Lineage: Eukaryota; Fungi; Ascomycota; Eurotiomycetes; Onygenales; Arthrodermataceae
Exons: 5
Coding region: 1-861 (286 amino acids)
Source: RefSeq, a predicted model, not a curated record